Triticum aestivum (bread wheat) is the source of this 5027-nucleotide messenger RNA. RefSeq names its product ABC transporter C family member 10. NCBI's taxonomy places the organism in Eukaryota, Viridiplantae, Streptophyta, Magnoliopsida, Poales, Poaceae. Gene Ontology annotation, molecular function: ATP hydrolysis activity; ABC-type transporter activity; ATP binding. Gene Ontology annotation, biological process: transmembrane transport. Gene Ontology annotation, cellular component: membrane. The transcript has 16 exons. The record is from RefSeq and is a predicted model, not a curated record. Bases 1023 to 4826 code for a protein of 1267 amino acids.
CCUCCGCCGCCGUACCCAGGCCUUCCAUAAAAUGCAGCCGCUCCCCCUCGCCCCCACCACGCCCCCAACCCCCCACCUUCCGACUUCGCACUGGAUGGAUUCAGGUCGCACCACCCCGCGAGGAGUUUAGGGGCAGGGGCAGUUUCCGGUCGGUGAGCAAUGGGGAGGAGGCGGCCACCGUGAGAGGAGGAGGAUCACGAGCUGAGCUAUAAGUCUGUGCAUGACACCGGCACCACAUGCCCUUUUGACAGUCACAAAUUCUUGUGUCUGGUGAUGCAAUUAUGUGAUCUGUGUUCGAUUGUGUUAUGUGAUGCAAGAGCGAUCCUGGACAAGUGCCUGCUCCUUAUGGACGCAAAGAUGGUGGAAGUUCCACAGCAAAGGCGGCGGCGAAGGAACGAAGAACCACACUCCUGCGGGGGCUGGGGUCGCUGAUGAUCACGGAGGCGAGACGCGGCGUCGUUGUGCUCAGGGUUAUCUCUGCCUGCUGUGUCUCCCUUCAGCUGUAGGAUGUUGCUUUAGCUGGUUCUGUUUUGAUGGAUCUGAUGGUUGCCUGCCAAGGCAUGUAGGAGUGGACCUGGAUGUUGCUCUGUUUCUAUGAAUGGGAGAGGGCAAAGAGCCAUUUGAUCUACAAAAUGUGGCACUGGAGGGAUUCCACCCACAUUUAACAAGUCUACUGGUGCGGCGUGUAUUUAAAUGGUAGGCCACCGGAAUCCGGUACAGAAGAUUUGACUCAGGCUACGUUCUCAGCAUACGACAGGAGAUUCCAAAACAUAUGGCACGUUAACAGCGCCGUACUCGUAGUAAUAAAAGAGCUUGCGGCGCCAGACCCUGCAGCCUAAGCUUGGACGGACUCACCAGCUAGCAGCAGCCUAGAGAGGUCAGCAAUGGCAUCUCUGUAGCUUUCCCUGUCGAUCCUUUCUAGCCAAGGAAAACAGUUCUUGCAGCGUCUUCUCCUCUGGCUUAACAAGCAGGGCUGCAACAGGAGCUGAUCCAUUUGGAAGCAACAGAGAUUGUGCACGUAGAUGGGUUCCCUCACAAACGGUGAGGUUGCUGAUUCUGAGACUCAGGUGACUCCCUUUGCUAAAGCUGGGUUUUUCAGCAAGAUGUCAUUUUGGUGGUUGAAUCCUCUAAUGAAGAUGGGCUACAAGAAACCCCUUGAGGACAAAGACAUGCCACUUUUAGGUGCCACAGAUCGAGCAUGCAACCAGUACUCGAUGGUCAUGGAGAAGAUGAAUGGCAAGGAGUCGCUAUCACACGCCACACCAUCAUUCUUCUGGACUAUUGUUUCUUGUCACAGGCGUGCAAUCUUGGUCUCAGGAUUCUUUGCUUUGCUCAAGGUUCUCACCUUAUCUGCUGGCCCAGUAAUCCUCAAGGCGUUCAUCAAUGUAUCACUUGGGAAAGGGACCUUUAAACACGAAGGCUAUGUGCUAGCUGCGUUAAUGUUCAUCUGCAAAUUCUGUGAAUCCCUGUCACAGAGACAGUGGAAUUUCCGCACUCGGAGAUUAGGACUGCAGGUGAGGUCAUUCCUGUCAGCAGCUAUUUAUAAGAAACAGCAGAAGCUAUCAAAUGCAGCAAAAAUGAAGCACUCUUCUGGAGAAAUUUUGAACUAUGUGACGGUCGAUGCCUAUCGGAUUGGGGAAUUCCCAUUCUGGUUCCAUCAGACAUGGACAACGAGUGUUCAGCUUUGCAUUGCUCUGGCAAUUCUAUACAAUGCGGUUGGUGCUGCAAUGGUUUCAUCUUUGGUCGUUAUUAUUAUUGCUGUACUGUGCAAUGUUCCAUUGGCCAGACGGCAACACAAAUUUCAGAGUAAACUUAUGGAAGCACAGGAUGUGAGAUUGAAGGCCAUGUCUGAGUCAUUUGUUCAUAUGAAGAUCUUGAAACUUUAUGCAUGGGAAGCUCACUUCAAGAAGGUCAUCGAGGGGUUGAGAGAGGUUGAGUACAAGUGGUUGUCAGCAUUCCAGUUUAGGAGGGCAUACCAUAGUUUUCUGUGUUGGGCAUCACCUAAUUUUGUUUCUGCAGCGACCUUUCUAACAUGCUAUCUUUUGAAGACCCCCCUUGAUGCUAGCAAUGUCUUCACUUUUGUGGCAACCCUGCGUCUCGUGCAAGAGCCAGUUAGGUCAAUACCAGAUGUUAUCCGCGUUGUGAUACAAGCUAAGGUUGCUUUCACUCGAAUAUCAAAGUUCCUUGAUGCAUCUGAGCUUAACGGGCACGUUAGGAAAAAAUACAACAUUGGCACUGAUUGCCCUGUACCUAUAGCGAUGAAUUCGUGUAGCUUCUCAUGGGAUGAGAAUACAUCAAAACCAGCUCUAAAUAAUAUAAAUCUGAUAGUGAAAGCUGGAGAAAAGAUUGCAAUUUGUGGAGAGGUGGGAUCAGGAAAAUCGACGCUUUUGGCUGCUGUACUUGGAGAGAUCCCAAAAACCAAAGGCACGAUCCAAGUCUGUGGGAAAUUAGCAUAUAUUUCUCAGAAUGCAUGGAUCCAAACAAGAACCGUGCAAGACAAUAUUCUCUUUGGAUCACCGAUGGACGUGGAAAGAUACCAGAACACACUCGUGAGGUGCUCGUUGGUCAAGGACCUUGAGAUGUUGCCAUAUGGAGAUUGUACUCAAAUUGGGGAGAGAGGAGUAAAUCUUAGUGGUGGUCAGAAGCAGCGGGUCCAGCUUGCUCGUGCACUAUACCAAAAUGCAGACAUCUAUCUUCUUGAUGACCCUUUCAGUGCCGUUGAUGUCCAUACAGCCACAAGUCUCUUCAAUGAAUAUAUCAUGAGUGCUCUAUCAGACAAGACUGUUCUUUUGGUGACCCAUCAAGUUGAUUUUCUACCUGUAUUUGACUCCAUUUUGUUAAUGUCAGAUGGAGAAGUUAUCCGGUCUGCACCUUAUCAAGAUCUAUUGGCAGAUUGUGAAGAAUUUAAAGACCUUGUAAAUGCCCAUAAAGAUACGGUGGGUGUUUCGGAUCUUAAUAACAACUCAGACUCUCAAAGAGCUAAGAAAGUAUCGAUCAAGGAGACAGUUGGUAUUCAUGGAAGCAGAUAUACAGAGUCUGUGAAGCCAUCGCAGGAAAAUCAACUGAUCAGGAAAGAGGAAAGGGAAACAGGGGAUGCAGGUGUUAAGCCUUAUAUGCUUUACCUGCGCCAGAACAAAGGUUUCCUGUAUUUCUCUUUUUGUGCUAUUUCUCACAUAGUUUUCAUAGCUGGGCAAAUAUCACAGAAUUCAUGGAUGGCUGCUAAUGUUCAAAAUCCUGAUGUUAGUACACUGAAGUUAAUUUAUGUGUACAUUAUUAUUGGAGUUUGCACAAUGCUCUUCUUACUAUCAAGAUCUUUAGGAAUCGUUGUUCUUGGGAUCCAGACAUCACGAUCCUUAUUUUCCCAGUUGCUCAAUUCAUUUUUCCGUGCACCAAUAUCCUUUUUUGAUUCUACUCCUCUAGGAAGGGUUCUUAGCCGGGUCUCUUCAGAUUUGAGUAUUGUUGACCUUGAUAUUCCAUUUGCCUUUGUGUUUAGCCUUUCUACUAGCUUAAAUGCAUAUAGCAAUCUAGGGGUAUUGGUUGUUAUUACAUGGCAAGCUCUGUUUGUAUCCGUGCCUAUGAUAGUUUUGGGAAUUUGGUUACAGGUACUAGCCUCGGCAAGGGAAUUGAUGCGGAUCAAUGGUACUACCAAGUCUGCUCUAGCAAAUCACUUAGGUGAAUCGAUUUCAGGGGCUACAACAAUAAGGGCCUUUGAGAAUGAAGAUCGUUUCUUUGCUAAAAAUUUGGAUCUUAUUGACAAGAAUGCCAGUCCAUAUUUCUACAAUUUUGCAGCAACUGAAUGGCUGAUUCAACGUCUGGAGAUAAUGAGCGCCACAGUUCUUUCUUUUUCUGCCUUUGUCAUGGCCAUUUCUCCUCAAGGAACUUUUAGCGCUGGUUUUGUGGGAAUGGCAUUGUCCUAUGGUCUUUCCCUAAAUAUUUCAUUUGUUUUCUCUAUUCAAUGCCAAUGCAACCUUGCAAAUCAAUUAAUCUCGGUGGAACGUGUGAACCAGUACAUGGACUUACAAAGUGAAGCAGCAGAAGCUGUUGAAGAAAAUCGACCAUUACCAGAUUGGCCCCAAGAUGGCAAUGUGGAGAUUAGAAAUUUGAAAAUCAGGUAUAGGGAAGAUACUCCCCUUGUACUACAUGGAAUCAGUUGCAAGUUUGAAGGUGGAGAUAAGAUUGGUAUAGUUGGUCGAACGGGAAGUGGCAAGACAACGUUAAUUGGUGCAUUGUUUCGACUUGUUGAACCUGCCGAAGGGAAAAUAAUUAUAGACUCUGUGGACAUCAGUACAAUAGGCUUACAUGACCUGCGUUCGCGUUUGGGUAUCAUUCCACAAGAUCCAACACUUUUUCAGGGUACAGUAAGGUACAAUCUAGAUCCUCUUGGGCAAUUCUCAGAUCAGCAAAUAUGGGAGGUUCUUCAAAAAUGUCAGCUUCUUGAAGUUGUCCAGGAGAAGGAACAGGGAUUGGAUUCACAUGUUGUGGAAGACGGGUCGAACUGGAGUAUGGGCCAAAGGCAGCUCUUCUGUCUGGGACGCGCACUGUUGAGAAGAUGCCGCAUCUUAGUUCUUGAUGAAGCGACAGCUUCUAUAGACAAUGCAACAGAUGCUAUUCUUCAGAAAACGAUCCGGACAGAAUUCAAAUAUUGCACUGUUGUUACGGUGGCCCACCGUAUACCAACAGUUAUGGACUGCGAUAUGGUACUUGCAAUGAGCGACGGGAAAGUAGUCGAGUUUGACAAACCUACAAAGCUCAUGGAAACUGAAGGAUCUCUCUUUCGUGAGCUGGUCAAGGAGUAUCGGUCAUACACAUCUAACACUAACUUUUAGAAGAGAAUGUCAAUUUCAUUUGUUUGCUUGCUGCAGCUCUAUUAGCUUUUAGAAAGGGAAUUCUUCUAUUUGGUACCUCAAGGAACGAAAAUACCAUCUGUCAGUUAUUGCCUUGAAAUUUCUUUGGCUAUCUUUUUCUACCAGAAACUCUGUGCACGGUGGACUGCCGGCCGCCUUCUUAAGAUAUAGAGGGCUAAAUGG